Momordica charantia (bitter melon) is the source of this 1876-nucleotide messenger RNA. It is a transcript of the gene ICME-LIKE1, whose product is annotated as alpha/beta-Hydrolases superfamily protein. The record is from RefSeq and is a predicted model, not a curated record. Lineage: Eukaryota; Viridiplantae; Streptophyta; Magnoliopsida; Cucurbitales; Cucurbitaceae.
AAUAGUAAGAUGAAACGUGGCAAAAUGGAAAUGGCUCAUCUACGAACCUCGAUACCUUCCCGCAGCCGAUCUUCUCUGAACCAAUUCCCGAUCUUAAUUUCUUGGCCGCGCCUGCAAUUUUGACCCGCCGCAUCCUGGCGCCGACGGCCCAAUCGGCGGAAAAGAAAGAACAGUCCAGAUUUCUCGCCACCAAUUUCCCCCUUCCCUCCUUCGUUUCGCGUUCUCCGGCGGCAAGAAUGCCGUCGUCUCAGAUCCUACCGAUUACCCAACCCCCUUUGUCAUCUCCAUAUUCCUCCGGAGGCUCCGCUGCGAAUUCGAUUAUGGCAACCACAUCUACUGCCAUAGACAUAAUGUUGCUCAAAGAAGAUGAUGAACAGAGAACUGGAGUUCUUGUUUCUCCGUCGUUCGAGGAUGAUAAGACGCUGCCUUAUAAGCCCCUUCUUCCCAGGACUUCAAGCUAUGCCUCCACAUCAACCAGUACAUCCACCGCAAGCAAUAUGUACAAGCAGAAGCGGAGGCGAAUCAGGAGCGAAAACUUUUUGUCCUUUCUCUCCUGCGACGUCCGCCACCAGACAGUUGAACGUGAUGUCGAGGAUGCCGGCGUUGAGAGAGCCGAGAGAUUUAUACUCACCCGCUUCGGUUUCAAACUCUCGAAAUAUAUUGGGGUAGCCUUCAGAUGGAUUGCAAGAUUUAUCGCACUUGGCUGUUAUUCAUUGUUUCUUCUCCCAGGUUUUCUUCAGGUUGGAUACUAUUAUUUCUCAUCCAGUCAGAUACGCAGAAGUAUACCCUAUGGUGAUAAACCAAGGAAUAAGUUGGAUCUUUAUCUACCAAAACAUAUUGACGGGCCAAAACCAGUUGUUGCAUUUAUCACUGGUGGGGCUUGGAUUAUUGGUUAUAAGGCUUGGGGUUGUCUCCUAGGACAACAGUUAUCAGAAAGAGAUGUCAUCGUAGCAUGCAUUGAUUACAGAAAUUUUCCUCAGGGAACUAUGAGUGAUAUGAUUAACGAUGCUUCCCAAGGUAUCUCGUUCUUGUGUAAUAACAUCAGAGAAUUUGGAGGCGAUCCAAACAGAAUCUAUCUAAUGGGUCAGUCAGCUGGGGCACAUAUAGCUGCUUGCACACUUUUGGGGCAAGCAAUGAAAGAGGUUCGCAGAGUAGAAAGUAUCUCAUGGAGUGUUUCUCAGAUUAAAGCUUUCUUUGGUUUGUCAGGAGGGUAUAAUUUGCUUAAUUUGGUAGAUUACUUCCACUCUCGAGGUCUAUCACGUUCUCUUUUUCUGAGCAUAAUGGAAGGAGAACAGUCCUUGAAACGAUUUUCACCCGAAGUAAUGAUCUCAGAAGAACCCAACAUCGGAGCUGCAGUGUCGAUUCUUCCUCCCGUCGUUUUAUUUCAUGGAACUGCAGACUAUUCUAUACCAUCAAACGCUAGUAAAACUUUUGCUGAGACACUUAAAAGCGUUGGAGUAAAAGCUGAGACAUUUUUCUACGAAGGAAAGACACAUACAGAUGUAUUUGUUCAGGAUCCAAUGAGGGGGGGCAAGGAUCAGAUGUUUGAAGAUCUUGUCUCAAUCAUCCAUGCCAAUGAUGCAGAAGCCCUGGCAAAGGAUGCAGUGUUGCCUCCGAGAAGACGCCUUGUACCCGAAUUUAUGUUGACGUUAGCUCGUAGAGUUAGCCCCUUCUGACCAAUAUGGUUAUCAUCAAAUGCUUGUGACCAACAUCACCAUGUUAAUUGUAGUGUAGUCUCCCUCUGAUCGUAGCUGUAGUUUAUCCGUUGUAGGUUACAAUGAGGGAAAUGAACUUCGCACUCUGAUCUGGUAAGAUCUGUUACCGAACUAUACAUUGAGAUUCUUUUUAUAGUGUUAACAAAAAUAGUCUUAAUCAA